UCCCUGGCAACUCAAGCAGCCACCAAUUGCAGCCAAGGAUUGGCGGUCACGUGGCCUUUGCCCUUUCCCUAGCGGAGACAACAUGGCGGCUACGGCGAGCCAUUGCUGCGAGGUUUGAAUUAACACUACUAGUAACUACUGCAUCCUUGAUGAUGGCGUCUCCGGUUUCGUAUGGUUCCCGUCAGAGCCCAGAUGAGCUCCCUGGAGACCAUUCUUCACAAGAAGAUGAGGAUUGCGAUUAUGAAGAUCGGGUCAACGACUCGGGUUCAUAUUCCUCAACCAGUAGUGAUUAUGAUGAUGUUGAACCUGAAUGGCUGGACAGUGUGCGGAAAAAUGGAGAAUUAUUUUAUUUGGAAUUGAGUGAGGAUGAAGAAGAAAGCCUUCUUCCUGAGACUCCUACUGUGAACCAUGUCAGGUUUAGUGAAAAUGAGAUUAUAAUUGAAGAGGAUGAUUACAAAGAAGGAAAAAAGUAUGAACCUAAACUCAAGCGGUUUACGAAAAUUUUAAAAAGUAAAAGCCUUUUACCCAAGCGCUACAAUAAAAAAAAUAGCAAUGACAAUGAACCAGUGUCCAUUCUAAAGCAUCAGUCCAACCAGAAAACAGGAGUGGUUGUCCAACAGCGAUACAAAGACGUGAAUAUUUAUGUAAACCCCAAAAAGUUAACUGUGACCAAAGCCAAAGAGCAGCUGAAGCUUCUGGAAGUACUGGUUGGGAUUAUUCAUCAGACCAAGUGGAGCUGGAAAAAAACUGGAAAACAGGGCAGUGGAGAGAGACUUGUGGUCCAUGGCCUGUUGCCAGGAGGAUCUGCUAUGAAGAGUGGUCAGAUAUUAAUUGGUGAUGUCCUUGUUGCUGUGAAUGACGUGGAUGUGACUUCUGAAAACAUAGAAAGGGUUCUGUCUUGCAUUCCUGGACCCAUGCAGGUAAAACUGACAUUUGAGAAUGCAUAUGCUGUGAAAAAGGAAACAACUCAACCAAAACAGAAAAAGACACAGUCGAACACAAGUGAUUUAGUCAAACUUCUGUGGGGAGAAGAGGUUGAAGGGAUCCAGCAAAAUAUCCUAAACACUCCUCAUAUCAUUAUGUAUCUCACACUACAGCUUGACUCGGAAACAUCAAAGGAAGAGCAGGAAAUUCUUUAUCAUUAUCCAGUUUCUGAUGCAUCUCAGAAACUGAAAAGUGUGAGAGGGAUAUUUCUCACACUCUGUGACAUGUUGGAAAAUGUAACUGGGACUCAAGUUACUAGCUCAUCCCUUCUUUUAAAUGGGAAACAAAUCCAUGUGGCUUAUUGGAAAGAAUCUGACAAGUUGUUGUUAAUUGGCCUGCCUGCUGAAGAAGUUCCUCUCCCUCAGCUAAGGAGUAUGAUAAAAGAUGUUGCCCAAACCUUAACAUUUAUGUAUGGUUCUUUAGAUAGCUGUUGUUUCUUCAGUGCCUUUUGCCAGGUUGAGAAUGUUCCUCGUCUGGAUCAUUUUUUCAUCUUGUUCUUUCAAAGAGCACUUCAGCCUACUAAACUGCAUUCCAGUGCCAGUUUGUACGCACAACAAUAUGAUGCUUCCAGUGCAGUGCUUUUAGACAGUCUCCCCGGAGUUCGGUGGCUCACACUUCCACAGGAAAUCAAGAUGGAACUAGACACAGCAUUGAGUGACUUAGAGUCUGCAGAUUUUGCUGAACUGUCUGAGGACUACUAUGACAUGAGGCGGCUGUAUACAAUUUUAGGAUCUUCUCUAUUUUACAAGGGUUAUUUGAUCUGCAGUCAUUUGCCUAAGGAUGACCUUAUUGAUAUUGCCAUAUACUGUCGCCACUAUUGCCUACUGCCGUUAGCAGCAAAACAAAGAAUUGGUCAGUUGGUUAUAUGGAGAGAAGUGUUUCCUCAACAUCACCUCCAACCUUCUACAGACUCAAACACUGAAGUCUUUCAGGAACCUGAAGGAAGAUAUUUUUUGCUAAUUGUUGGCUUGAAGCAUUAUAUGUUAUGUGUACUAUUAGAAGCUGGAGGCUGUGCAUCCAAAGCUAUUGGGAAUCCUGGACCAGACUGUAUAUAUGUGGAUCAGGUCAAAACAACUCUUCACCAGCUGGAAGGAAUAGAUUGUCGCAUAAAUGAACGGCUAACAUCUCCAAGCCCCUGUUUGUCUUGUGCUGACUGGUUCCUUACUGGAUCACAUGAAAAAUUAGAUAGUUUGACAACCUCACCUAUUCUCAGUAAGCUUCCAGGUACUUCCAAAGUAGCAACCUCUCCAACAUGCAGAAGAAUUCUUUUUGGUGACUAUUCCUUAAAGACACGUAAGCCCAGUCCUUCCCAAAGCAGUGGAGGAUCUGACAAUGGUUGUGAAGGUGGAGAAGGUAUUCACCUGAGUCCCCACUCUACACCAGAUACAGUACGGAAACAACAAAGAGAACCUCAGGGCUCUGAUGGUUCAGAAGAAAGUGGGGCCUUGCUUAAGGUCACUAAAUGGAAGUCUGCUCUUCCAAAUCCAUUUCAUUUGGGGAACUUGAAAAAGGACUUUUCAGAUAAAGAACUGGCAAUAUAUAACACAAUGAAAUUGACAUCUGGUCCUGAGAACACACUUUUCCACUAUGUUGCCUUAGAAACUGUGCAAGGGAUCUUUAUUACUCCUACCCAUGAAGAAGUGGCACAGCUAAGUGGCUCUAUCCACCCUCAACUAAUAAAGAAUUUCCAUCAGUGUUGUCUCUCCAUUCGUGCAAUUUUCCAACAGACAUUGGUAGAAGAGAAAAAGAAAGCACUAAAUGGUGAAGAUCAUUCAGGUUCUACAAAUUCAGUAUCUUCUCUUCACCCUGUGAAAGAACAUGGUGUGUUGUUUGAAUGCUCACCUGAAAAGUGGACAGAUCAGAGAAAAACACCACCAGUUAUGGCUUACUGGGUAGUAGGGAGACUCUUUCUUCGUCCCAAACUUCAAGAACUUUACGUCUGUUUUCAUGAUUCAGUCACAGAAAUUGCCAUAGAAAUGGCUUUUAAAUUGUUCUUUGGAUUAACCUUGUAGCUGUGUUUUCUUAAUGCAUAGCAACUAUGCAUGGAACAUUGAACAGUGUUAGGAUUGCUGAAAACAUACACAAGAAGAUAAGGUUUAGCUUCUUUUAACUGUUCAGUUUUGAACAUAAUAAUGUUAAAUAUUGAGAUGAUAUGCUCUUGGGUUUGAUGCACUAAAUCUUACGUAGUAUUGUCAGACUUUUGAAAAGAUACUUGAUCAAAAUAAGAAGGGAUUUUUAACUUAUUUCCAUUUUUGUAUGUAAUGUUAAUUUAUUGACUAGUUUGAAAUAAUGUGAAGUUUUAUAUAAAAUUAAUAGAGGAAAUAUUUAUCUUGAGGAACUAUUUAUCUUGGAAAAAUACACAGUUCAUAAGUAAAUUCACUUGUGUAUUUUUCUUAAGACUAAUGAGGAUAUCUGGUGAAAGAAUCACAAAACUGGAGGAUGUGACCAGGUCCUGUAACUAAUUAGUGCUGUGACCAUGAACAAGUUUUUGUACCUCUCUGAGCUCAGAAUCUUCAUGUAUAAAUGAGAUGACUGCAUUGAGACUUCUAAAGUCCCUCUUAAGUAACAUGUGCAAUUUUUUUCUUCUUGCCUACUCAUCAGUAUCUAAAUUUGUAAUGUCCAAGUACUGACUCCUUAUUAGAUCAAAUACUUUUCUUUAGUUUAAGUGCUUUAAUAGAUACCUCACUGUGGGGUAGAAGAACUAAGGAAUGAAAAUUAAACUUUUUUCUCUAUUUAUUUGAUUCUCUUUACUCUUUCAGAUCAGCUCUGUUUUGUCCAGAAUAUAGUUUUUAAACUAUUUAGUGUCCAUAAACUCUUAUUAUUUUUCUUUUUGUUGAAAUAUAUUCAGGUAUGCACACACAUUUUAUAUAGUUCAUGAAUUUCAAGACAGCUGUAUGUAAAUCUUUUUAUGAACCUAAUCAUGUUAAAAAACACUGAAAAACUUGGAUUAAAGUAAUCCUAUGGUGA
Molecule: messenger RNA, 3951 nt
Organism: Acinonyx jubatus (cheetah)
Lineage: Eukaryota; Metazoa; Chordata; Mammalia; Carnivora; Felidae
Gene: INTU
Product: inturned planar cell polarity protein
Exons: 16
Coding region: 150-2996 (948 amino acids)
Biological process (GO): establishment of planar polarity; cilium assembly; nervous system development
Cellular component (GO): cilium; cytoplasm
Molecular function (GO): protein binding
Source: RefSeq, a predicted model, not a curated record